AUGGACAGAGAAUUAUGGAAUCAUCUUGGUGUUUAUCCAGUUGAUCAAAAGUUGAUAAUCAAUUUGAAUAUUUUUUCAGUAUUCAAGCUAAUCUUUGUCAUACACUUAAUAAUAGUCUAUUUCAUAUUUUAUUAUUAUUUUAAAAUUGUCUAUUUUCUAGUGAUUAACUUUCAUUCCUUAUUGAAUUCCAAUUUAUUUGAUUUAGGUUUUCUCAAUUCAAAUUUAAAUAAUAUCAAUGAUGAAAAUGAUAGAAAUGAUAAUAAUAGUUAUCACAUUAAUUUACCCGAUUUGAUUGUCCAAUUUAAAAAUGAUCUCAACUCAUUCAUAAUAAAUCUAUUUUAUUUCAAAAACUAUAAAAUAAAUUAUAAAUUUUGGUACCAUUUCUUGGAUUUAUUUCAAUAUUUAAUAAAUAUAAAAUUAAAUUUUUUCAUCACUGGGGAUACAAUUGAUUUAGACAACAAUUCCAUCAUAUUAUCAAAUCAUAAAUCUCUAUUAGAUUAUUUAAUUUUCCCUUAUUUAUCAAACUAUUUUAUAAAACUUUAUAAUAAAAAUAAUAAAAAUGGUAAGGAUAAAGAAGAUAGUAAAAUAUUCAUAAAUUUAAAUUUCUUAACUUGGGCUUUAAUUUGGCAGUUUCCUUCUUUAAAAUUGUUUUUAAACUUAUUUAAUUUGAAUGAAAACUGGUUACUAAAUAAUGACGAUUUAACUUAUUUAUUUGAAAAGAAAAACUUAUUACAAUCUUUUUCUAAUCAUACUCAUGAUGAUGAAAAGAAUACAAAUACAAAUAAAAAUAAAAAUAAAAAUAUAAAUAUAAAUUGGCUAAUAUUAUACCCUGAAGUUAAUAUUUUCACCUUAAAGAAUUUAAAAAUACAAAACAAUAAUUCAGUUACUUACAAAUUCUUAUCAAAUUUGUUAUAUCCAAGAUUUUCUUUUUUGUAUCCAUUUUUCAAUUACUUGGAUGAUUUAAAUAUAAAUAAUAAAAAAUUUAUAAAUUUGAAUGAUUUCAAUAGCUUUAAUAAUUAUAAUCGAAUUUAUGAUAUCUCAAUCAUUUACUAUAUAAUCGGAAAUAAUAAUCAUAGUCAUAAUCAUAAUCAUAAUCAUGAUGGCGAGAAUGACUUGAAUUUUAAUUUCAAUCCACCUACAAUAUUGCAAUUAUUAUUAUCAAAUAACAUAAAAUCUUUAAACAUCAGAAUUAAUAUCAAUUCAAUUCAGUACCCUAAAUUAAGACAUUUGAAAAAAAAGAAAAACUUUGAAAAAUGGUUUGAAAGUUAUUGGUUUAAAAAGGAUAAAUCAAUAAAUUUAAUAAUGAAAAAUAUUAUUAAUACUAAUGUUAUUAAUAAAAAACAUUCAAAGUCAAAACAAAACAAAGUAAAGUAA
Ascoidea rubescens DSM 1968 is the source of this 1374-nucleotide messenger RNA. RefSeq names its product Mum3p (gene MUM3). Bases 1 to 1374 code for a protein of 457 amino acids. The transcript has a single exon. The record is from RefSeq and is a predicted model, not a curated record. NCBI's taxonomy places the organism in Eukaryota, Fungi, Ascomycota, Saccharomycetes, Ascoideales, Ascoideaceae.